Sphaeramia orbicularis (orbiculate cardinalfish) is the source of this 1642-nucleotide messenger RNA. It is a transcript of the gene ccr6b, whose product is annotated as chemokine (C-C motif) receptor 6b. Bases 91 to 1179 code for a protein of 362 amino acids. NCBI's taxonomy places the organism in Eukaryota, Metazoa, Chordata, Actinopteri, Kurtiformes, Apogonidae. Gene Ontology annotation, cellular component: external side of plasma membrane; membrane. The transcript is spliced from 3 exons. The record is from RefSeq and is a predicted model, not a curated record. Gene Ontology annotation, biological process: calcium-mediated signaling; immune response; G protein-coupled receptor signaling pathway. Gene Ontology annotation, molecular function: C-C chemokine binding; C-C chemokine receptor activity.
CAGCAGUGUAUUCACACAGCAGCAGAGACCGCAAGAAGAGGAGGAACAGAAAUCAGUUCAGAGCAGAUCAUCCACCUGAAGAUUAAAAAGAUGACAACAUCAACUCCAGACUACGACUAUAACUUCACAGAUCCCACAGAUUCCCCAGAUGAACCUUGCAGUUUCCAAGCUGAACCUGUGGAGGUCAUCAUUCAGACUUACAUCCACUCCUUCAUCUGUGCCUUUGGUUUGAUUGGAAACGUUCUGGUGAUCGUCACCUACCUAUUCUACAAGAGAACCAAAACCAUGACUGAUGUCUAUCUCUUUAAUGUGGCUGUGGCAGACUUGAUUUUCGUGGUGGCCCUUCCAUUCAUCAUUUACAAUGAGCAGAACAGUUGGCUGAUGGGCCCCGUGUCCUGUAAGCUGCUCAUGUCAGCCUACAGUAUCAACCUCUACAGUGGCAUGCUGCUGCUCGCGUGCAUCAGCAGUGAUCGAUACGUUGCCAUAGUUCAAGCUCGACGCACCUUUGGCACACGCUCACGCAAUCUGUUCUACAGCCGCCUGAUCUGCUCAGCUGUUUGGGUGUUUGCAGUGGCUUUGACACUUCCCACAUUCAUCUACACUGAACGCUUUGAAGUGUGGAAUCUCGGGGGUGACUCUGUGACUAUCAUGUGUCAGCUGUCUUUCAACAAAAGCGAAACAGCAAAGUUAAUGAAGAUCCUGGUUCCCAGCCUCCAAAUGGCCAUUGGCUUCCUGCUGCCUCUGCUGGUCAUGAUCAUCUGCUACUCCUGUAUCCUGUGCACUUUACUGAGAGCUCAGAGCAGCCAGAAGCAUAAAGCCGUCCGUGUGGUUUUCGCAGUCGUUCUGGUCUUCAUUAUUUGCCACCUGCCCUACAAUGUGGCCCUGCUGAGUCACACCGUGGCCCUUUUUACGGUGAGGAGCUGUGACAUGGAAAAGCUGAAACUCCAUGUGCUGACCAUCUCCAGGAGUGUGGCCUACCUCCACUGCUGCCUCAAUCCCAUCCUCUACGCAUUUGUCGGUGUCAAAUUCAGGAGCCACUUCAGGCAAAUAAUGUUGGACCUGUGGUGUGUGAGCAAGAAGUACAUUAGCUCUGCUCGCUCAUCACGGGCCACCUCAGAAAUUUUCGUGUCAGGCAUCAAGACCUCAGAUGCCUCCAACAUGUCCUCAUUCAGUGCAUGAAUGUCUUUUCAAAGGAGAAAUUAGCAAUAUGAGUGAUCCCACAACCGCUGAUUUUCUGACCUUAACCCAUAAAGACCCAGUGCUACUUUUAUGUCACUUCCCAAAUGAAUUUUUCUCUCCUUUUAACCUUUCUUAAUUGAUUCAUCACCAUUCAUAAUAAUAUUAUCCACUGUAUUUUGCAUUUUUCAGUGAAAAUCUGGUAUUUUUCUGUAUAAAAUUUGCUGAUAAUGUGGACGCUCAUGAAAGCUGAGAAUAAAGUUGAGGGUUAUCAUAUCCAAAACAGAGAAAAUGGAGGAAAAAGUUACUUUUUUAGCAAAGAUUUCAACAACUGAAAGCAAAAACAAGUGUCUGAAGUAAAAGUAAGUAAUUUUCAGUAAAAAUCUAUCAUUAAUUGAACAUAAACCAAGUGUGUCCAUCCACUGUCACUGAUCCAGCUCCAUGGGUUUUACUGGUGAAUCAAUGU